CCCGCCAGCUUCUGAGCCGGGAGGAUGGUGGGAUUCGGGGCCAACCGGCGGGCCGGGCGCCUGCCCUCCCUGGUGCUGCUGGGGCUGCUGGUGGUGAUCGCAAUCCUCGCCUUCAACUACUUGAGGGUCUCCUCCCGCCACGUCCUGCUUCAGGAGGAGAUGCUGGAGCUGCAGAGCCAGGUGCAGAGGACCGAGGUCGCCCGCAGUCACCUGGAGAAGCGCAACUCGGACCUCCUGCUGCUGGUGGACUCGCACAAGAAGCAGAUGGACCAGAAGGAGGCCGACUACGGCCUCCUCAGCAGCCGGCUGCAGGCCAGGGAAGGCCAGGGGAAGAGAUGUGAAGAUGACAAGGUUAAACUACAGAACAACAUAUCAUAUCAGAUGGCAGACAUACAUCGUUUAAAGGAACAACUUGCUGAGCUUCGUCAAGAAUUCCUUCGACAAGAGGAUCAACUUCACGAUUACAAGAAAAACAAUACUUACUUUGGGAAGAGAUUAGAGUAUGAAAGUUUUCAGUGUGGGCAACAGAUCAAGGAACUAAGAGCACAGCAUGAAGAAAAUAUAAAAAAGUUAGCAGAUCAGUUUUUGCAAGAACAAAAGCAAGAGGCCCUAAAGACUCAGCAGAAUAAUGUAAUUGAACUGGAUGCAAAAGAUCAGGAAGUACCCAAAAAUAUUCCAAGUGAAGCUGAGAAUGCUGCAGAUAAGAAUGAGAAACCCUCAAGCAAUCAUGUUGCACAUGGGAAAGAACAAAUUAAACGAGCUGGUGAUGCAGGCAUGCCUGGAAUAGAAGAGAAUGACCUUGCAAAAGCUGAUGAUCUUCCUACCUCUUUAAAGAAGCCCCUUUUUUCAGUUUCUCAGCAUGAAAGCCGUCAAGAAAAUGUACAUUCUCCAACUGGAGAGCCUCAUCCCCCAAAUAUGGCACCAGAUUUGCAUGUUAGCAACAUUGGAAACCCUGACACUUUGAAGCUGAUCCCUCCCAAUCCUCUUCAGCGUUUAAUUCCUGGCCCAAACUUGGAGAAUGAAAAUGAACACAAAAUUCAGACAGACAUGUUAAAGCAGGCUUCAAAGGAUAGAGUUGGUGACUUCCAUAAGAUGAAACAAAGCCGGUUCUUUGAUGAAAAUGAAUCCCCUGUUGAUCCGCAGCAUGGCUCUAAAUUGGCGGAUUAUAAUGGGGAUGAUGGUAACGUAGGUGAGUAUGAGGCAGACAAGCAGGCUGAGCUGGCUUACAAUGAGGAAGAAGAUGGUGAUGGUGGAGAAGAAGACGUCCAAGACGAUGAAGAACGUGAACUUCAAAUGGACCCUGCAGACUAUGGGAAGCAACACUUCAAUGAUGUCCUAUAAAUUCUGUACUGGAGGAAAACUGCAGAAAAACUGAAUUGCUGUAAAAUGGAACCAUUUCUGCUUCAUUGUUUCUUGGCUUUUAUUUUAAAAAUCACCUGUAAAGAAACAAUGAUAAGAACCUUAAUAGAGAACUUUAAUAGAGAAAUGUACAUAUGUAUAUAUUUGAACUUUUGCAUAUUGUAUAAUGAAAUCCAGAGAUGUUUUUGGUUCUUUUAUAGUUGAACCAAUAAACAAAGAAAACAAAAACUAUAAUCUUUGCAUUUAAAGCAAGCUAAUGUAUCUACUUCAAAAUUUUAGUUUGAAUUGUUUCCUUAAGUUGGUAAAUUGGAAAUAUGGUGAUAUAGUUUAUAUGUUGAACAUAGCAUAUCCAGAAUGGUGGGAAUAAGCUGAAAACUUUCUUUUAUACACAAAUAUAUUCUUGAUUGAUUCAAUACAUGUUCUGCUCCAUCCCUCUGCUGCUCAUUUCAAGUUUUUUGGAGAACGACACCUAGAUACCUAAGUGUAAGGGGGAUAGGGGAUAUAGGAGGGUAGCAUGUGUGAAAACUCACCUCCCUACCCCUUUUGUUUUACGUGGGUGCUGUUUUGUGUUCUGAGGAUAAACUUUCAAAAGGUGAGAUAACCUGGAAACACAUACAUUCUUUUGAUGGUUGUAUCUCAUCAAUUGAAAAAAUUGAAAAUUAAAUUGAAAUUGAAUUGAAGGGAAAAAAACCGGAUGGCUAUAUUUUUACCUUUUUAAUACCAGUACUAUUUAACUGUAGGCAACAGAGAUGAUACUUUUUAUAUCUCCAGUUAAGAUUGGUAAUAGUGUUCAUGAUUUAAAUGCCAGAUCCUGGAUGGGGCUAAAUUGGCUUCAUAGAAAACCUGAUAUCAGUAUUUCACAGAUUCUCUAGUAGUUUUAGAGAAUUCUCUACAGUGCAGUAUUUUCCUACACUUUAUCAAAAUGAAUAUACAUGGAAUUUUAAAACAUUUUUGAUGAAUGUCCAAACUGUUAAUAGAAGUAUAAUGAGUCUACAGCUGUUUUAUUACAAAUAAUUUAAAAGUUUAUAUUAGAGAGGUCUGAGGUAUAUAUAAUUUGCUAUUACUUAAUGUUAUUGUUAAAAACCCAUUUAUCUCAUAAAUAUUUAAAUCUCAGUUACUCAAAAUUAAUUUAAAUGCAGAUAUCUUAAGACAUUUGACCUAUUUGACAUUGUUGGUUUUCUAUCUCACUAGAAUUUGUAAGUUACGUAAUUUUUGUAAUCUGGUUUAAAGCACUUUUAAAUUUUACAGAAAUAGUUCUAUUCACUUAAAAGGAGAAUUUAAGAAUGUUAACCCUAACUGCUAUUCAGAAGGGCUACUGUUAAUAGCACAUAAACAUAAAGAUAUUUUUCUCUUUCUGUACUCAGGUUGAAGUCUAAAUCACAAAUAAUAGAGAUAAGUGGAUCACUCAUUUCAUUAACUGUUCCAGGUUUUGGGGAAUUCAUUUUGCAACCAGGAGAAGGUGCUGUAGUUUAGGCAAUGAACAAGCUUUUUUUGCACCACCCCAAGAUUGGCUCCUUUGUCACUAAUAGGAUAAAGCCUGCUGUGGAGAGAGAUAGUUCAUAGAACAAUUUAAAUACUGUUAAGGAGGCAGUGGGGGUGCAGGGGAGGUUGAAAAGACUUCCAGUAAUACUGUGUAUCUAAUACUGUACAAUCUUACAGAAUUUUAAAACAUUUGCCUUAGUUCCUUUGGCCUAAAACCAAUCACUUGGGCAUCUUAAUAGCCAUUACUUAUUUACACAGUUAAAUUUCUACCAGUAGCCUAAAAUUUUUAUAACCCUAGAAAUCUAGAUCCAAUUGAUAGAAUUUCUCUUAGUAUUAUAAAAACAUAUACAUCUCUUAAGACUGACAUUCUACAGACUGUAUUAGAAAUGCUGGUUUUGUGAUGUUUACUUCUGCCUUAAGAUUUAAUUUUUUAUGUAUUUUUGCCCCACAUUGUGUUAAUAUGAUGGAAACUUUGCUAUUGCAAUCACCACUUUCUGGGUCCUACUAAAUUAAGAAUGAAUAAAAAAAACUUUUCAUUUUA
Messenger RNA from Vombatus ursinus (common wombat), 3382 nucleotides. It is a transcript of the gene GOLM2, whose product is annotated as cancer susceptibility 4. The record is from RefSeq and is a predicted model, not a curated record. The transcript has 10 exons. Bases 25 to 1341 code for a protein of 438 amino acids. NCBI's taxonomy places the organism in Eukaryota, Metazoa, Chordata, Mammalia, Diprotodontia, Vombatidae.